Messenger RNA from Cydia fagiglandana, 1443 nucleotides. RefSeq lists its product as uncharacterized. NCBI's taxonomy places the organism in Eukaryota, Metazoa, Arthropoda, Insecta, Lepidoptera, Tortricidae. The coding region runs from base 1057 to 1329 and encodes 90 amino acids. The record is from RefSeq and is a predicted model, not a curated record. The transcript is spliced from 3 exons.
UCUGCUAAAACCUUAGAUUUAUAGAACGGAUAAUAAUAUUCCUAACACGUUCUAAGUUGAGCAAAAAAUCUGGUAAAGCGCGAGCUGAGGACACGUGCUCUUUCAACCGGAAGAAUAUGAGAUUUGGGCCGUAACUGCGUAAUUUAUGGCGGAGCCCCGGUACUGUAGCUUGAGUAUCGCGGACAAGGCUGCUAUUGUUGUCGCUUACCGCAUUAUCGCCUAAAGGGCCCGAUUUGACUAGAUGAAGUGCUGGACCGUAAAGGUGACGUUCUAAUGCACCAGCACUACUGCUGCAAUAUUACAGCGUGCAGCGUGACCAUACUGCCGACUGCGGCAGUAAAGCAUUGGGCAGUAUUGUCACGUUUCAAUACUGCCGAAUACAGUGGUAUAUAAAUAUCUUGUUUGUAUGUAAUGAUAUUUAUAUACUAAAAGAAAUUAAUAUUAACUAGCUUAAAUCUAAAAUAGGCCCUUGAGGCUUUGUACCAAGGAUGCUGGCGACAUUUCCUCGCUGUAUCGCAAUGCUGAUACGUUGUGCGAGGUAGCCGCCAGCUCUUCGGUCACCAGUUACGUCAACCAGACGCGAUUUCUGCAAACAACUUAUACGGGCUGGGACCCCCCUGGGAGCAAGAGUUUUAACUCCAAAUGGUACAAAAUGGUACUCUCUACAUGCUCUCUACCGAGGCUCGCUCUCGCCCCGCCCGCUUUCUCUUUUUAUAUAUGUAUGACCUCCAGACUAACUGGUUCUUCUUAGGCAAUGUUUUCGAUAAGUCAUGCAAUAACAGGGCUGCUGAAAAAUACACCCUUCCGGAAAUGUAUAUUUUUCCGGGUUUUCAAUUUCAUUCCAUAUGAAAGAUUAAUUUGCGCACACAAUAUAACGUUACAUUUUUCUGGCAGAUUGUCAUCACAUCAUUAUAUGUAAAUGAUGAAUUUGAUAAAUGUUUUUUUUUAACAGAAAUGGGGAUCCAUAAAAUGAAUCUUCAUAAGAAGAGAACAUUCUGGAGUGUCUGAAGAACUGCUUGAUCGGGGAAUUUAAGCAAACGAAUAGACAACACAUCCAUGAUGAGAAUCGUUAUAAGCGGUGCGAGCGCGCGGACAGGAGUGGUGGUAUUGGUGGUGGCGAGCAGCGCCGGCGUGUCGGCACGCGUGGCCGGCAAGGUCGGCGGCUACUCCAACAAGAGCAGCGGUAAAUCAACAAGUGGCAUCAACGAGGAAAUCAUCUGGGUCAGCAUAGGCAUGGCGAUAGCGAUAGCCGUGCUGAUUGUCAUCGCUCUCUGCUACAUUCUCUGCGAGAAGUGCUCUAAGCGGCGCGCGCACCGCGAGCAGUCAUGACGAUACAAGCAGGAGUUCACGCGCCAUGCGCUCUCGAACUCCCUCGUCGAACACGACUUCCCCCAUUACACCCUCUACCCCCAGUACUCCCCUGACGGAAAAGAGUACUACUAC